AUGCUACCUCUAGCUGACCCAUCAUAUUUAUCACCGAGUAAGAUCGACGUUUUACUCGGAGCUGAAGUCUACUGUGAGAUUUUAAAAGGCGACGUAAUCAAGAAUCCAACAAGAAGAUUAAUCGCACAGGACACCAUUCUUGGUUGGAUUGUUUCAGGAAAGAUGUCAGAAUCAGGCUCACCAGAAAGAGUCAUAAGUAUGCACACACAAAUCCGAGCAGAGGAUUUAUUAAAAAAGUUUUGGGAGUUGGAGCAAGAAACAGAAACCAAUCAGAAGCUAUUGACCGAAGAGGAGAAGAAAUGUGAAGAGAUCUUUGCUUCGACAACAACGAGAAAUGAAAAUGGUAGAUACGUCGUCAGACUACCCUUCAACUCGGUUGACCCAGAAUGUCAAUAUGGUAACAUGAUGAAGAUAGCACAAGACAGAUUUAUGUCUUUAGAGAAUAAACUCGCCAGAAAUCCUAAAUUAAGUGAAGAAUAUGCUAAAGUUAUAGAAGAAUGUAAGACAUUAAAUCACAUGAAACCUGUUCCUAAAGACGACAUCGACAAUCCCAAGGCUGUAUACCUUCCACAUCAUGCAGUGGUAAAAGAAGAUAGAGACACGACAAAGGUCCGUGUAGUAUUUGAUGCUUCCUGCAAAGGCGUAAAUGAUGUGUCGCUCAUCGACAACCUUCUUGUUGGGCCUAAGUUACAGCAAGAUUUAAAUAAAUAA
Molecule: messenger RNA, 711 nt
Organism: Papilio machaon (common yellow swallowtail)
Lineage: Eukaryota; Metazoa; Arthropoda; Insecta; Lepidoptera; Papilionidae
Exons: 1
Coding region: 1-711 (236 amino acids)
Source: RefSeq, a predicted model, not a curated record